This is a messenger RNA of Kluyveromyces marxianus DMKU3-1042, 4350 nucleotides long. It is a transcript of the gene TOP2, whose product is annotated as DNA topoisomerase 2. The transcript has a single exon. Lineage: Eukaryota; Fungi; Ascomycota; Saccharomycetes; Saccharomycetales; Saccharomycetaceae. The record is from RefSeq and is a predicted model, not a curated record. Gene Ontology annotation, biological process: DNA topological change; resolution of meiotic recombination intermediates; sister chromatid segregation. Gene Ontology annotation, molecular function: DNA binding; ATP binding; DNA topoisomerase type II (double strand cut, ATP-hydrolyzing) activity. Bases 1 to 4350 code for a protein of 1449 amino acids. Gene Ontology annotation, cellular component: nucleus.
AUGACGCAGUCUAAGAGUGUUUCUGAGAGAUAUCAAAAGAUAUCUCAACUUGAACAUAUCUUAAAGAGACCAGAUACGUACAUUGGUUCUGUUGAAACACAAGAAUCGGUGCAAUGGAUUCAUGAUGAGGCAACGGAUUGUAUGAUUGAGAAGACAGUGAAUAUUGUGCCUGGUCUUUUCAAGAUUUUCGAUGAAAUUUUGGUCAAUGCGGCUGACAACAAGGUUCGUGAUCCUAGCAUGAAGAAGAUCGACGUCACGAUAAACCAGGAAGAGAAUUUGAUCGAGGUCAGAAAUGAUGGUAAGGGUAUUCCCGUUGAAAUUCACGAAAAGGAAGGAAUCUACAUUCCAGAGAUGAUUUUUGGUCAUCUUCUAACAUCUUCCAAUUAUGAUGAUGAUGAGAAGAAGGUUACAGGUGGUAGAAACGGUUAUGGUGCCAAGCUUUGUAACAUUUUCUCCACUGAGUUCAUUUUAGAAACCGCUGAUCCUUCCAAAGGUCAGAAGUAUGUCCAGAAAUGGGAAAAUAAUAUGUCUGUAUGCCACCCUCCAUCUAUUACCUCAUACAAAAGAGGUCCUUCUUACACUAAGGUGUCAUUUAGAGCAGAUCUACAAAGAUUUAAUAUGGAGAAACUUGACGAUGAUAUUGUUGGUGUUAUGCGUCGUCGUGUUUAUGAUAUCAAUGGUUCGGUUCGUGACGUGAACGUUUCCUUAAAUGGAAAACCCUUGAAGAUCAAAAACUUCAAGAACUAUGUUGAGUUAUAUCUAAAAUCUCUUGAAAAGAUCAAACUCAACAGAUUGCAAGAGUUAACGAAUCCAGAUGAACCAGCCCAGGAACCAACCAAUAUUCCUGCCAUUUUGUACGAGAAGAUCAAUGAUCGUUGGGAAAUUGCAUUCGCGGUUUCAGAAAACUCUUUCCAACAGAUUUCUUUCGUCAACUCCAUUGCCACAACUUCCGGUGGUACGCACGUCAAUUAUGUGACAGAUCAAAUCGUGAAGAAGGUUUCAGACCGUUUGAAGAAGCAAAAGAAGUCCAUUAAACCAUUCCAAAUCAAGAAUAACAUGUUUAUCUUUAUUAACUGUUUGAUUGAAAACCCAGCGUUCACAUCGCAAACUAAGGAACAGCUUACAACCAGAGUUAAAGACUUCGGUUCAAAAUGUGAAGUUCCUAACGAUUUCGUGAACAAAGUCAUGAAAACAGAUUUAGCGACAAGAAUCUUUGAUAUUGCUGACGAAAAUGCAGAAAAGCAGUUAAAGAAAACUGAUGGUUCGAGAAAGAAUAGAAUAACAGAAUAUCCUAAACUUGAGGAUGCCAACAAAGCUGGUACAAAGGAAGGUUACAAAUGUACUUUGGUGCUCACAGAAGGUGAUUCUGCCUUAUCACUUGCUGUCGCCGGUUUAGCCGUUGUCGGAAGAGAUUAUUAUGGCUGUUUCCCACUAAGAGGUAAGAUGUUAAAUGUGAGAGAAGCUACACCUGAUCAAAUCACCAAAAAUGCUGAAAUUCAAGCCAUUAAAAAGAUUAUGGGUUUGCAACAUAAAAAGCGUUAUGAAGAUGCAACCUCUUUAAGAUAUGGUCAUAUCAUGAUUAUGACAGAUCAAGAUCACGAUGGUUCUCAUAUUAAAGGUUUGAUUAUCAAUUUCCUUGAAAGCUCUUUCCCUGGUUUACUAGAUAUUCCAGGCUUUUUGAUUGAGUUCAUUACACCAAUUAUCAAGAUCACUAUUACCAGACCUAAAAAGCAAACUAUUUCUUUCUAUAACAUGCCGGAUUAUGAAAAGUGGAGAGAAGAAGAGUCUCAUAAGUACACUUGGAAGCAAAAGUAUUACAAGGGUUUGGGUACUUCGACGCAACAAGAAGCACGUGAAUAUUUCUCACAACUAGAUCUGCACUUGAAGAAGUUCCAUGCUCUACAAGGUGACGAUUGCCAAUUAAUUGAUUUGGCCUUUUCGAAGAAAAAGGCUGAUGAUCGUAAAGAGUGGUUGAAGUUAUAUGAACCUGGUACAGUGUUAGAUCCUAAGCUCACGGAAAUUCCAAUCAGUGAUUUCAUCAACAAAGAAUUAAUUCUCUUCUCGUUGGCAGAUAAUAUAAGAUCUAUUCCUUCCGUAUUAGAUGGGUUAAAACCUGGUCAAAGAAAGGUUAUCUAUGCCUGUUUUAAGAGAAAUUUAAAAUCAGAAAUCAAGGUUGCUCAACUAGGUGGUUAUGUUUCUGAACAUACCGGAUAUCAUCACGGUGAAGCUUCCCUAUAUCAAACGAUUGUUGGUUUAGCCCAAGAUUUUGUUGGUUCUAACAAUAUUUACUUGUUGAAGCCUAAUGGUGCUUUCGGUACCAGAGCUACUGGUGGUAAAGAUUCAGCUGCUCCGAGAUAUAUCUUCACAGAGCUUAAUAAGAUCACUAGAAAAAUCUUUAACUCUCUAGACGAUCCAUUAUUAACCUACAUUCAAGACGAUGAACAAACAGUUGAACCUGAAUGGUACUUGCCUGUAAUUCCUAUGAUUUUGGUCAAUGGUUGUGAAGGUAUUGGGACUGGUUGGAGUACCAACAUUCCGCCAUUCAAUCCUGUAGAUAUUGUCAACAAUGUCAAGCGCUUGCUUAAGGGAGAAGAGAUGGAGCCAAUGGCGCCUUGGUACAGAGGAUGGAAAGGUUCUAUUGAAAAAAUCGAUACCCAAAAGUAUCGUACAUACGGUAGAAUCGAACAAAUUGAUGAGUGUACCCUCGAAAUCACUGAACUUCCUCCUAAGACAUGGACAUGUGUUAUAAAAGAAUACUUAUUGUUAGGUUUAAGUGGUAACGACAAGGUCAAACCAUGGAUUAAGGAUAUGCAAGAGCAGCAUGGUGCUACAAUUAAGUUUAUAGUUACGUUGUCUCCAGAGGAGAUGGAAAAGACGAGAAAGAUUGGUUUCUAUGAAAGAUUCAAGUUAGUAUCGACUGUCAGUCUCAGUAAUAUGGUUGCAUUUGAUCCUCAAGGUAAGAUCAAGAAGUAUGACGAUGUUCGUGAUAUCUUGUCCGAUUUCUACUACACUAGACUUGAAUACUAUCAGAAGAGAAAGGAUUACAUCAGUGAAAGGUUGAAAUGGGAGGUGGACAAGCUUUCUUUCCAAGUGAAAUUCAUUAAGAUGAUUGUUGAAAAAGAAUUGACUGUCAGUAAUAAGCCACGUCCUGUGCUUUUCAAAGAACUUGAAUCGCUAGGUUUCCCCACUUUCAACAAAGAAGGUAAACCAACUUACGGAAAGGUGUCGGACAUCGCUUCUAUCGAAGAGAUCAAAAAAGAUGAGGAUGAGGACGACGACGAUGAAGAUGAUGAGAAGGAAGAUCCAGACGAAAGUGAAGAUGUGGUCAAUGGACCGGAGGAGAAGUUUGGUAACUACGACUAUCUUUUGGGAAUGAAGAUCUGGUCGUUGACCAAGGAAAGGUACGAGAAACUAUUGGAGCAAAUGCAAGAAAAACAAACCGAAUUGGAAAGAUUGCUCAAACUCUCUGCCAAGGACUUGUGGAACAUCGAUUUGGACGACUUCAUGGCGCAGUACGAACGUUUCAUCGAACUAGAUGAAGAAAUCAGAAACAACAUCGUUCCAGACGCUGCCACCAAGAAGAAAGGAAAGAGAACCAGACGGAAAGACGAUGACGAUUACGAUCCUAAGAAACCUAAGAAGAGAUCAAGAAAGACUAUCAAGCAUGACUACUCCGAGUUCGAGAGAGUGUUGAUCGAACCUAAAAUCAUCGAAAAGGUGAAAAGAGUGCCAAAGAUCAAGACUGAAAAUAACGAUAUCACCAAGAAGCUUUCCAAGGCCAGCAAAAGCAAGCAAUCCACACCGGAAGUUGUGGUUCCUGCAGAAACUGUGCCCAAAAAGGAACCCUCCUCCUCCUCCUCCACAACUACGAUCUUCUCUAAACCUUCUAACUCGGCAUCAACAAAGCAGGAAAACGGCGAAAAGGACGAAUUCAGCGUCUUCUCCAGCAAGUUCAAGAAGUUAAGCUCGGAUUUCAACGCAAACAGCGAAGAGUCACUCACGUCUACUUCUACUGUUCCCUCACUAUCCGCCUCUGCCUCUGAUGCCACGAAAACCCCGCCUCCAGCACCAGCACAAAACACCGCCUCCAAAAGCGAUGACGAAGAUGAAGAAAUCAGUCUACGGAAAAACAAAAAGCCUGCCAAGAAACCCUCCUCCGCUCAGAUGGUAUCUCUGAGCGACGAAAGCGACCUCGAAAUCCUCGAGAAUCUGCCCUCCCAACCAAGAAAAAGGGCCGCUAGAGCCGCUAAGGCCAAACCAUCCGCCUACAGCCAAGAUAUCUCCGACGACAGUUUCCUAGAUGAUGACGACGACGCCAACUCCGAUGGAUCAUUCCACGCAUCCGAAUAA